This is a messenger RNA of Hypanus sabinus (Atlantic stingray), 438 nucleotides long. RefSeq names its product parathyroid hormone-like. The transcript has 2 exons. Gene Ontology annotation, cellular component: extracellular region. Gene Ontology annotation, biological process: intracellular calcium ion homeostasis. Lineage: Eukaryota; Metazoa; Chordata; Chondrichthyes; Myliobatiformes; Dasyatidae. The record is from RefSeq and is a predicted model, not a curated record. Gene Ontology annotation, molecular function: hormone activity. Bases 1 to 438 code for a protein of 145 amino acids.
AUGGACUUGCUCGGAAAUCUCUCCCAAUGUCGGUGUCUGAUCAUCCUCUGCACUCUCUGCUCUUCUUUCCUAUCCGAGAGUCGGCCAGUCAGGAGGUCAGUGAGUGAGAUGCAGCUGAUGCAUGACCUGGGGAGGCUUCUGUAUGACAGUAAGAGACAAGAGCUGAUCAAGGACAUGGUGAGAAAUGUUCACACGGCCAGUGAGAAGGACUUGACCCCCCACCCCGAGCCUCUUGGCCUUAAACAGCCUCGCUCUUGCAACCUUGCGCCCGCAGCUCGAAGACAACAAAACAGGGGGAAGAAGAGGAAAGCAAGGAACAGCUUGAAGGAGAGAACCAAGAACGUGAGUGCGGAUGAUCUCUUGGAAACGGGAACACUGCAAGAUCCCAACAGUCUUCCGAUGGCUUCUCGCUAUAGCAUGUCAUUUCCCCUGGAUUGA